Molecule: messenger RNA, 1055 nt
Organism: Rubroshorea leprosula
Lineage: Eukaryota; Viridiplantae; Streptophyta; Magnoliopsida; Malvales; Dipterocarpaceae
Source: the annotation of a GenBank genome assembly
UCCACAGACCAGCACUACUUUUACGUUAUAGGAAGAGAGAAAAAGAAUGAGGAUUUUGACUCUAGUUUUGUUCACCUUGGCAUCUGCUAUAGGUGCCUUGGCUGAUAUCACUUCACUCAUCAGCCGAGGCCUCUUCAAUGAGAUGCUCAAGCAUAGCAACGAUUCCGCCUGCCCUGCCAAGGGGUUCUACAGCUAUGAAGCUUUCAUUGCCGCUGCAGCCAACUCUUUUGGCGCUUUUGGUACCACCGGUGACAUUGACACUAGGAAAAGAGAGAUUGCCGCCUUCUUAGCUCAAACUUCUCACGAAACUUCAGGUGGGCCGGCUAAUGCCUCAGAUGGUCCAUACGCAUGGGGCUAUUGCUACCUUCAAGAGCAAGGUAACCCUGCAGAUUAUUGUGCUCCAAGUCAACAAUGGCCUUGUGCUCCCGGCAAAAAGUAUUACGGCCGAGGUCCCUUCCAGAUCUCAUACAAUUACAAUUACGGUCCAGCUGGAAUGCAUAUUAACCAAGACUUGCUAAAUGACCCCGAUGCUGUAACAAGGGACCCUCUCAUUGCUUUCCAGACAGCUCUUUGGUUCUGGAUGACUCCGCGGUCCCCCAACCCUUCAUGUCACGAUGUAAUCACCGGAAAAUGGCGCCCAUCCGCCACAGACACGUCAGAUGGUCGAGUCCCCGGCUACGGGGCCAUUACCAACCUCAUCAACGGUGCCAUUGAAUGUGGCGAAUUAGGUUCAAAAGCACAGGUUGCGGACCGUAUCGGGUUCUAUAAGAGAUACUGUGAUUUGCUGCAAGUUGAUUAUGGCAAUAAUCUUGACUGUUACAACCAAAAGCCUUUCGCUUCUGCUCUGCCGGAUGUACCUUUAGUGUGCAGAUUGUACAUUUUAACAGAACAAUAAUCCCAUUAAAAAAAAAAAACCAAUAAAAGGUAGACUGAAUUUUUUUCCUUUUAUAUUAGAUUCUUGGUAUCUGUUAAUUAUAUUAGAUUUUAAAUAAUUUUGAAUCGAAUCACGUUGGAUUCCACUAGAGUAAAGGUGUAAAUAAAGAUUCUAACGUUGU